AUGGCUCCGUCUGGAAGGAGAGUCGAACCUCGUGGAACUCCUACCGAGGAACUGCUAGCGCAGAAUUUGCAGCAAUUGACCCAAUUGACUCAAACUUUGGGAAAUGCGCUUCUCAAUAAUCAACGGGGAGGGCCAGAUGUGGCUAAGAUCAUAGCUGGGCAUCGUCCGCCAUUCUUCACUGGUAAGGAAGAUCCACUAGUGUUAGAAGAUUGGAUAAGGACUUUCGACAAAAUGUUUGAGGCUGUAGAAUGUCCUGAAGAAAGGAGGGUGGAGAUAGCUACAUUCUAUUUCCAGCAAGAAGCUGACAAUUGGUGGAGUAUGAUGGGACCCAUGUAUCAACAACAAGGAGAAUUUCAAUGGACUGACCUUAAUGCUCGAAUGCGGGAUCAUUUUUAUCCCGAGCAUGUUAAGUCCGCUAAGUACGAGGAAUUUCUACAUCUACGUCAAGGGACGACAUCUGUUCAAGACUACUAUGCUAAGUAUCUUGAGCUGGCACGAUUUGCCCCUGCCUUAGCCCCGAAUGAGCCAAGCAAGGCUAGGAAGUUUGUAAAUGGAUUAAAUUUUGAGACUCAAAAAGCUGUUUGUGUGUUUGAGUGUCAGACUCUUGGAGAGGCUUAUAACCGGGCUGCCAGACAUUAUCGAGUCCAGCAGAUGCAGAAGGAGGUUCGUGAGAAGGGUAAGAGGAAAUUUGAAGGUAGUAGCAGAGGGGGAGAGAAGAACUCUAAGAUGAGUCAAGGAGAGGUUAUUCGGGAUUACCAAAGAAGUGGGAUUCCCAGACCUAGGAGGGAUUUCCCAACUCAAAGUACGGGGAUGACUAGUAGAGGAUGGAUGAAGGAGAGGCAUUUCUACUGUAAAAGAUGUGGGAAGGAUCAUCCCGGUGUCGAUUGUAUAGGGAUGCCGGUAGAGUGCUUCAAUUGUGGGAAGAAGGGCCAUCGCUCAUUUGAAUGUCAAACUAGCAGGAGGGAAGGGUCAUUCCGUCCUAGCCAGAGUCAAGAAAAGACCCAACAAUCUGGAAUACAAGUGAAGGCUAGGAAUGGAGUGAACAUGGCAAAUAGUAACAUUGAGAGCACAAGCAAGGCACCAACUAGCAGGAGUGGACCCCAGCAAGGGAGGAUCUUUGUGAUGAGUAAAGCUCAGGCGGAUGUGAGCGAUGUGGUGGCAGGUACUUUUCUGCUUCGUGAUAUACCUGCUUAUGUAUUAUUUGACUCUGGAGCAUCUCAUUCUUUUAUAUCCUCAAGGUUUGUAGAGAAAUUAAAGUUAGUACCUAGUUCCCAAGUACAAUUUAAAGUGAACCUUGCAUCGGGGAAGGUGGUGACCUGUAGUAAUGUUUUUGAGAAUAUACCUAUAAAUAUAGAAGGGGAAAGUUUCCCUUGUACCUUAAUACAGUUUGGGUUAGACGACUUUGAUAUAAUAUUAGGGAUGGAUUGGUUAGGAAAAUAUAGGGCUAAGAUCUUUUGUAGUCAACAAAAAGUGGUACUGAGGAACCCAAAAGGAAAACGUGUGUCCUAUAAGGGAGUUGCAAGUCGGCCCGAGGUGAGAUUGGUAUCUUUGGCCAAGAUGAGAAAGUAUGUGGAAAAAAGGUGUGAAGUAUUCUUAUGCAUGGUGGAAGAUUUGAAUGNAUCUGCUUCCCCUAGUUGGAAUAACUAG
Messenger RNA from Ipomoea triloba (trilobed morning glory), 1647 nucleotides. RefSeq lists its product as uncharacterized. Gene Ontology annotation, biological process: proteolysis. Bases 1 to 1647 code for a protein of 548 amino acids. NCBI's taxonomy places the organism in Eukaryota, Viridiplantae, Streptophyta, Magnoliopsida, Solanales, Convolvulaceae. Gene Ontology annotation, molecular function: aspartic-type endopeptidase activity; zinc ion binding; nucleic acid binding. The transcript has a single exon. The record is from RefSeq and is a predicted model, not a curated record.